This is a messenger RNA of Symbiodinium pilosum, 684 nucleotides long. The record is from the annotation of a GenBank genome assembly. Lineage: Eukaryota; Dinophyceae; Suessiales; Symbiodiniaceae.
GUUACCCCCGAGAAUAUGCGCUCCUUGAUCCUGGAUGGCGAGAACACGGAUGGUUUUGUACAGUCUGAGGUCCGGUGUAGAGGCAAAGUUCCUCUGUUGACAGGCAGCUGCGACGACAGGAGCCUCAGGCAAAAGUGGAAGUGUGACAAGUUAGAUUUUCGCCAGACACUUCAGGGUGACGCUUUUCCGUAUGUUGCGGCCAUUCUUCGCAAAAUCACCGCGCGCUGCCAUUCAAAGCCUAUGGAGCUGCUGAUGCUUGGCUUGGGAGGAGGGACGAUGCAAAGCUACAUCGCGCAUGAAUGCCCCGAUGCCAAGCUAGCCACAAUAGAAGCAUCUCCUGGCGUGGUAGAGGCUGCACGGCGCUUCUUUGGGUUCACUGGGCAAGCCGAUGUUGCAGGCGCCCAGGAAGCGCUGCAAGACCUGGUCAAGCAGCGCCGACGCUUUGAUGCUGUGGUUGUGGACAUUACGGAUACUGUUCUUGCUAAGAGAGAUGUGGAAAACUUGCACUCCCUGCUGAAAAAUGGCGGCCUGGUAUUGCAAAACCAUACAAACCACUUGAAGAUGUCAGACCAGCUCAGUGCCUUUCGGGACGUCUUCGCCAAUGUGAGCCAGGAAAGCUUUGCUGAGGGUAACGUAGUCGUGACAAGCACGGACGCUCUGGAUUCCAAGUCUGAGCAAGCCUAA